GAGACAACAGUAAAAUCAAGACAGCAGCCAAACUCCCCACAGCUCUGACUCUCUCUGGGUUGGUGGAGGUGAAGGAGCUGCAAAAGGAAGUGUUGACCCCAGAGGAGGCCCAGUCAGUCCGAGAGCAUUUGGGUUACCAAGGCAAUGACCUUCUCAUUAUUCAGCUAGAAGGCAGGAAGCCCAAUUUUGAAGUGGGAUCCUCCAGUCAGCUCAAACUUUCCUUUGCCAAGAAACCUGGUCCUUCAGGAAAACCCUCUGUGGACCCAGCCGCUGCCAAGCUGUGGACACUGUCUGCCAACGAUAUGAACGAUGAAGAGAUGGAUCUUCUGGACUCUGAUGAGCUGUUGGAUUCAGAGGAUUUGAAAAAGCCAGAUCCAUCUUCCCUCAGAGCUCCAUCCUGCAAAGAAAUGGGCAAAAAGAAAGCCUGCAAGAACUGCACAUGUGGCCUGGCUGAAGAGCUGGAACAGGAGAGGAAGAGCUCACAGCCCAAAUCUGCCUGUGGAAAUUGCUACCUGGGGGAUGCGUUCCGCUGUGCCAGCUGCCCUUACCUGGGGAUGCCUGCCUUCAAGCCUGGGGAGAAGAUUCUCCUGAAUGAGAACCAGCUGCACGAUGCCUAACGAAGACAUCUCUGAAUGUCCUGCAGAGGACUCCCUCUGCUUUUCCAUCAGUCUGAGGUUCUUCCUGCAGUCCUCCUCAUCCUCUCAAACU
This is a messenger RNA of Antrostomus carolinensis (chuck-will's-widow), 708 nucleotides long. It is a transcript of the gene CIAPIN1, whose product is annotated as cytokine induced apoptosis inhibitor 1. Gene Ontology annotation, cellular component: cytoplasm. Gene Ontology annotation, molecular function: iron-sulfur cluster binding. The annotation marks the transcript as partial. NCBI's taxonomy places the organism in Eukaryota, Metazoa, Chordata, Aves, Caprimulgiformes, Caprimulgidae. The record is from RefSeq and is a predicted model, not a curated record. The transcript is spliced from 6 exons. Gene Ontology annotation, biological process: iron-sulfur cluster assembly.